GUGAAAUGUGAUAUAUAAUAUCCAACAUUGAGCAUUUUAUUUGAUUUGUGCACUAAUCCAUGAUGUGGAAAAUCCCAAAUGUUUCACAAUACACACUGCACGUCUGCUCAGUUGUACAUUGUAUACAUUCAUUCACACAGUGUAUAGAGAUUGUAAGCUGAUAGAGGGUGUACACUUGAAUUUAUAGGUAGGCUACUGCCCCUGUAUUUUCUUCGUCAUGGCGUCUAAGUUCCCAACAAAGAAGAGUGGAGAGGUCGAUCUUCGUACAAGGAAAGGUCAUGACAUGACAUGGUCUUGUGACAAGCAUGGUGAGCCAAUCAAAUUUUUCUGUAAAAAACACAAAAUUCCCAUAUGUCAUCCAUGCGCUACCAAAGAUCACAGUCAGAAACCAUGUGAGCUAGACGACAUCGAGGAUGUCAUCUUCGAAAGGAGGAGACAGCUAGAUGAAAAACGGCCAAAAGUUCAAGAACUUCACAAACAAUUGGAAGUCCUCAGCACGAAAAUAAAGACUGUAUCAACGUCUGGAAGUACUCAUCUUCGGACAAUUAACAACAACAUUCAAGCAUCAUAUCACGACAAGAUCAAAUCUGUUGGAGAAAAGGAGAACAGGAUAAUUAGGGUUAUUAACGAGGAGGCAGAUGAGGAAAUAAGACUAGUAAAUGAGAAGAGAGAAAAACGGAUAAAGGAUUGCAACACCGAGAGAGAAAAGGAGCGACAAAUAAUCAAAGACAAAGAAGCGAACCUUUUAUCAGAUACGAAGACAAUCAGUGGGGUACUUACUAAGAAGACAAAUAAUCUCUCUUGUAAAAAUCAGCAUGCAAUAAAGACUUUGAUGAGCAUUGAAUCAACCAUCAAACGUAUAAACCAACAUGAUGAAACAUUGGUGAAUGAAGCUCCUCAAGUACUUGCAUCUAUUGAUGAAAAUUUAAGUUUGAAUGUUCAUCAAGAUGUUAGCGACUGUCUUGACCGAAUACAGAGUGAAGUUGAGAGAGUGAAGUUUGUAGAGGGGGAAGUAGGUGGAGAAUACUAUGGUAGAAUUGAUGGGUAUAUCGGUAAAUGGGAACUUGUCAAGUCAAUCCACAUUCCAUGGGCUGUUGAAAAGCCGUGGGUGCGUGGUUUAGUCAGUGAUGAUGAGAUAUGUGUGCAAGACGUAGGUAACAAUGACAUGUAUGUUACAAACAUCAACACUCAACACACAGAGAGAGUCAUUGAUGAAGGUGUGUUGAUUACAUCAUGUGCGCCCAUAGACAGUAACGUAAUAGUAUGUGGUAAGAUGAGAUAUGAUUGCACGGGUGACAGGAUGGAUGGAUGCAUCAUUCUCUAUGACAGACAAUGGAAGGUGAUAAGAGACAUCAGCAUACCAAUGUAUGGAGACUCCAGCUAUUGUAGUAUGUAUGUUGAUGUUGACAGGGAUGGGAUGAUCAUCGCUGCUCAGUCCAAUCAGUCUAUUAUCUACGUCAUCAAUCCUACUAAUGAUAAGAUAGUAAACACUAUUACGAUGCAGGGUAAGAAGGUGAUGUGUAGGAUACAAGCCUUGUCAUCAGGUGAUAUCGUUGUGGAGACAGAUCAUGAUAAAUUCACUGUCAUCUCACGAUCAGGAGAAGAGAAGGCUGUCAUACACUGUGAUGAGUGGGUCUGGCCACAGUGUCGCGUUGACAAACUGACAGACACACUCUACAUUGCGUAUUGGGAUAGAGCGCGUAAUAUCUACGCAGUUGAUCAGGUGUCACGUGAUGGUAUCAUCCAGGCAAGGAGGAUCGUGGAAUCCGAGGGUUCAUUUUCCACUCUCUUCACCAUGUACAUCAGCCCUUGUCUUUUUACUCCUUCUGGUAACCUCGUAGGAUGUGACAGAAGCAAACUUCUUCUUUACAAGAAGGCUUUUAUCUUGUGAAUCAUCCAGGCUAUCUACUUUAUUUUGUGAAAAGAUAUUAGAUUACUCGUUGCAUUGUUUGUGCUGGAUAUCGUUGUGUUUCCAAUCCAAUCAUCGUGUAGAUUUAAUCUUGAGAAAAAAAGAAAUGAUUUUGUAAUUAAAUGGGAAACGGAACGUGAUGGAUAGUAUGAAUGUUAAAACCAAGAAUAAAACCCUCAUAAAUAUUGAUGUUUAACAUAUUUAAGAUAGAAUGAUUGUUAUUAAUUCAUAUAACGAUAUAUAGACUUGAGGAAAAUGGACAGAAUUGAUACCCUAAAGAUCAUCUCUACUAAUCGAUUCAGUAUGCUUCCUAAUCGUUUAAAUUAAAUUCAUGUAUUCUACUCAGUUAUUAAACCGCCCUUACUUCUUUCAUUUGUAUAUGUCACACUUUCAUACCUGAUCCAGAACACAGGUUACUAGUUUAUAUCAGUAAAUGAAGUUAUAUUCAUUCUAUCAUCAUGCCACAUUGUCUACAUGAUGAUAUCUAAAAGAGUCGAUUGAUUUGAUAACAAUCGAUAGAAAUGAUAACAAUUGGUAGAAAUGAUAACAUUUGGUCGAACUGAUAUUAUAUUCUGUACAAAAAUGAUUACAUUCAGCAUGUUCAGUAAAUACGAUACCAUUCUGUAGAAGUGAUGACAUUGUGUAAAAAUGUGUUAAAAUUCAAAGAACUGACAGCAGUCAGUAGAAAUGAUAUCAUGUGGUAGAAAUGAUAGCAUUCGGUAGAACUGAUAACAUUUCGUAUAAAUGAAAACAAUCAUUAUAUAUGAUAACGUUCUGCUAAAAUGAUAAAAUUGCGUAGAAAUGUUUUAAUAUUCCCUACAAAUGACAUCAUUCAGUACAGGCUCCCCUCUGAAAAACAUCGUUGAUAUGUUAUCAACACUAAGUAGGGCAAUCCCUCCGUCCUUUUAAUGAUCAUUUCUUUGUUAUUGUGAAUAUAUCUAGUGUUGUUGUAACUUUUUAAUUGACGGAAAAUAGAUACAAUACAAUACAACAUCCUGUACAAGUGAUAACAUUCGCUACACAUUAUUUAUUUUCGAUUUAUUUGUUAGAACAUAUUUAUUCAGGUACAAAAGAUAAGCAUAAAACUGUUUUUCAUCAAUGAAUGAAUGACCUGAUGAAAAUAUAAAGA
Messenger RNA from Lytechinus variegatus (green sea urchin), 3038 nucleotides. RefSeq lists its product as uncharacterized. The coding region runs from base 218 to 1891 and encodes 557 amino acids. Gene Ontology annotation, biological process: positive regulation of DNA-templated transcription. The record is from RefSeq and is a predicted model, not a curated record. Lineage: Eukaryota; Metazoa; Echinodermata; Echinoidea; Temnopleuroida; Toxopneustidae. The transcript has 2 exons. Gene Ontology annotation, molecular function: ubiquitin-protein transferase activity. Gene Ontology annotation, cellular component: chromatin; nucleoplasm.